AUGAAAGCCGCUCUCUCCCUAUCCGCGCUUCAGCUGCUGGCCAGCCAUGUUGCCGCGCUCCCUGUCAACGAGAAGUCUAUCUCCAUUCGCGAACUGAACGACAGUAACUUCCCAUGGCACAUUGGUGUCCCCAAGUACCGCUCUCCGGCUGCCAAGCGCCAGAGCAGCCUUCCCUCCACAUGGGACCCCCCUUCUGACCUCGUGACGCCCCUCCAGGAGGUCUGGGACCAUGAAAUGGAGACUUACAGCGAGCCGCUGACCUUCAAAAACUAUGGUUUCGACCAGGUCAUUGCCGCUGAAGGAAAGAUCAACUACUGUGUCCGCUGGGACUCCUCCCAGUCCGUCACAGCGGAGCAGCGCGAGCAGAUUGCCAAGACUGCUAGCACCCACUACAACAAGUGGAUUGCUGGCCUUGCUGGAUUCGACGGCUGGCCUUAUGAAAGCGUCGAAGUUAGUGUCGUUGGUUGGGCUGUGAAGGACGAGUCUCUGCUCGAGGGCGACACUUCAGGCAUUGACAUCUACACUGACACCGAUGCCGACGGCAAGCCUCAGUGUGCUGAGUCUUGUGGCCGUUUCUUCCACACUGACGGCGACUACAGCGGCUGUGAGGCUGGUGCUGACCGUCACUAUGACCAGAGUCUCUGGUUAACCGAAGGCCUCGAGGGCGGCUUCGGCGGCGAUUGGGGUCAGCAAGUUGGGUCGGAGUACUUCCUCCAGAACAUCGACUCGGACAGCAUCCACAUUUACCUCCACGAGCUCGGCCACACUUUCGCUCUCGAUGACUUCUACGACUGGACCCCAACUGGCGUCGACAGCUUCAUCAUGCUGGCAGGCAGUUCCAUGGAAAUCACCGAAUUCGACUUCUGGAUGCUCCGCGACUGGUGGCGAAACCUGAAGGACCGCUACGACAUCGCCGGCUCUGGCUCCUCCGGCUCUGCAUCCAGCACCACUGGUCCUACCGCCGCUCGGUACACCCUUUCACCAACUCCGUCUACCCCUGUUAUUCCCACCGGUGGUCCCAUUGGCGGCGGCCCCGGCGGACCUAGCGGUGCUCCCCCUGUUCCAUUCCCGACCCCGACUGGUGCAUUCCCGACUUUCACCCCUCCUACUGGAACUAUCCCUACGGAGGCGCCUGGCGCUAGUCCCUCUGCCCCGUGGGGUGGAAACGGCGGCUGGGGAGGAAAUGGUGGUUGGGGUGGAAAUGGUGGCUGGGGAGAGGGUUCUGACGAUGAGGAGGGUGGUUCCUGGUGGGGAUCUCUGUUCGGCGGGAACUAG
Aspergillus versicolor CBS 583.65 is the source of this 1275-nucleotide messenger RNA. RefSeq lists its product as uncharacterized. Lineage: Eukaryota; Fungi; Ascomycota; Eurotiomycetes; Eurotiales; Aspergillaceae. The record is from RefSeq and is a predicted model, not a curated record. The transcript has 3 exons. The coding region runs from base 1 to 1275 and encodes 424 amino acids.